Symbiodinium necroappetens is the source of this 12832-nucleotide messenger RNA. Lineage: Eukaryota; Dinophyceae; Suessiales; Symbiodiniaceae. The record is from the annotation of a GenBank genome assembly.
AUGGCUGAGAUCGACUUCUGGCGUGAUCGAUCCUCAAAGGUCUCCACCGUCUACGAGCAGCUGCAGCUGCCAGGCGUCAAGAAGGUGCUCGAGGUCCUGGAAUCAUCGGAGCCACCUGUGCUGCAGCAGUUUCAGGACCAGUUCGGAUCGCUCCAGCAGAUGCACAUUGUGGCCAAGGAUAACGUCAAGUUCUUGACGACUCUUGAGCGACAUUUCAAAAGCCUGGCAACGGGAUCCAUGCAGACCAUCGUCGAGACUUUGCCCUCGCUGAUGAAUGCAAUCCGGAUGGUGUGGAUCAUCUCCAGGUAUUUCAACUCGGACAAGUACAUGGAGCCGCUGAUGAAGCGAAUCGCCGACCAGAUUGCCGAAAAGGUACAAGAGCAGAUUAACAUCAAUCAGAUCCUGUCACUAGAUCCACCUAAGGCCAUGCAGAUCAUCCAGGACGGAAAGAGGGCAUUGGAUUCAUGGACUCAGAUUUACCUCGAUACGCGAGACAAGAUGGAGGAGAGUGCAACGACCCAGCGUUGGGACUUUGACCGUGCCCUGCUUUUCAAGAAGACGGGUUACAUGUCGAAGGUUUGUGAGGGCCUCUACGGGAUCAUGCAGGUCCUCGACCAGUUCUACAAGUUCUUAGGCCCAGAGCUGAAAGAGGUCACUGGAGACUCGCAAGGUAUCGACCAGCUGCUGCGCGAAGUGGAGGCGUUGAAGACGGAUUUCCGCAAUGUGAAAAAUGUCUUCGACGACUUCAGCCAGCCGCACUGGGAAAGCUCGCUCAGCAGGUUUCAUGAGAAGGUGGUCGUCAUCGAGGAAAGGGCCAUCAAGUUCCUGAACCGAAGCUUCCAAAACCUGCGCAGCGCAGAGGGCGCAUUCAAGCUGCUUCAGAACUUCAAGAACAUCGAGUCCCGUGAGCGGAUCAACAAGAAGAUGAACGAGAAGUUCGUGGCGAUCUUGCUGCGCUACGGCGUUGAAGUUGCGAAGCUCAAGGCGAUCUUCCAGCGGGACAAGGAAAACCCGCCGAUCUCCAAGAGCACGCCACCCACUGCGGGUGCCAUUCUCUGGGCCCGAAGCAUCUUCCACCGUGCGAAGCGACCCAUCCUCUCCUUCAAGACCAUGCCACACCUGUUGCAGCUACCGGAGGGCCAAAAUGCUUGCAAGGACUACGUGGAGCUUGGCAAGGAGAUCUUGGAAUACGAGCAGGCGCUUUUCGAGGCCUGGCAGACGACAGCGGUGGAGCUGGCGGUGUCAUGCUUGAAGUACAACGUGCUAAUCAAGGACCAGCGAACAGGAGCAUACAAGGUGAACUUUGCAAAGGAGCUUCAGCUACUGAUUCGUGAGGCCAAGUACCUGGACCAACUGGGUGGCUUCGAGCUACCCCACACGGUCCUGAAUGUCGCCCUGCAGCAGGAUCAGUACAAGGAGUUCGUGGAGCAACUAGACCUCCUGAUCGAUGCCUACAACGCAGCCGUGGGCGACCUCUCGCCAGUGCAGCAGAAGCUGCUGAGGAAGCAGAUCCUGGACCUGGACAAGUGCUUGAGUCCGGGUCUCUCGCCCCUGAAUUGGAACUCUCUGGGCAUCAAGGACUUCAUCGAGGCCGGCAACCAAGGCAUCACGAAGUUCCGCGGUGCCUUCCGCGAUCAGGUCGAGAAGAGCGAGGAGCGAAUCGCCAACGUGGUCAGCGCCAUCGAGAACGCCACGCUCGUGAAGCCUUUCGACUGGAACCGGGCAGACGUCAUGGACCACAUGGAGUUCGGCGAAUUCUUCGAGAGGCAUCGAUUAGCACAGCUGGAUGAUUUAGUGAAGAAGUACGACUCCAUUGGGCCUUUCCUGGUGAAGAUCGAGGAGACAACCGCUGGCACCAAGACUGGUAUGGCACCUUCCAUGGCCGAAUACUACCACUACUGGGAGCGGCGGAUCUUCAAUGCCAUCACCACGAUGCUCUUAAGAGGCAUGAGCACCUUCCAAACCUUGUUCAGCGCUGGCGAGAGGAAGAGGCCACCUCUCUUGCGGGUGAAAGCCGACUGCAGUGGAGCGGAGAUCGACGACAAUGCUCUCCAGUCCGUCUUCCGACUCAUCAGCAAGCUGCUGAAGAAUACGAUUCAGUCAGCCAAGUCCUUUGUGCGGUGGAUGGAUGGCACGUGCCGCAUGGUGCCUCCUCAGCCGGGGCAGGAGGACGAGCAGCAGCAGAUGUUCACAUUCUACCGCGAUGUGAAGGACAACCCCGCCUUGUUCGAAAUGACCAUCAACAUCCAGAACAGCAUCCAGAAGAUCUUCUCGAUUAUCGACAAGUUCCUCCGGCACUGGAAGCGCUACGAAGACAGGUGGAAGCUUUGGGACCCCAAGUGGAAGCAAGACCUUGAGAAAGUCAAGGAGAAGCGUCCACCUUUCGUCUUCUUCGAUGCCCACAUCUGCGUGUAUAAGAGCUUGGCCGAUAGCCUGGCCGCAUAUCCACCGGAGAAGGACAUCGGCUUCGUGCGCAUCGACUGCACAGCCAUUGUGGCGGCCAUCCGGACGCAGGCGAUGGAUUGGGUGGCCGGUUAUGGCGAUAUCUUGCGCCAGCUGGCAUUCAAGGAUCUCACGAGGAUCCAGGCGGAGAUCACCGAGUUUCGCGAGCAGCUGCAGGAGACCCCCGACUCCCUGGACAAGCUGAAGUUCAUCCUCAGCGUCAUCUCCCAGAUCUUGGCAGUGUCUAUGGACAUGGAGCUACGCAUGCAGGACGUCCGGGAACGCUACCGCACCCUGGAGCUCUACAACUGCCAGUACGAGAUGCAGGAGUACGAGGACGCGAAGGCGCUCUCCGAGAUGUGGCGCUUGCUGAAGGACGAGGCCCUGACGAAGGAUCGUCGGAUGGUCCGGGUGAAGGAGCACUUCUCGGAAGUCACGCAGGAGCAGGUCAAGGACUUCUCUGCUGAGUGCAAGGAGCUGUUGCAGGUAUUCAAGCGCGAGGGCCCAGGCUCGGAUAUCUCCUUGGAGGAGGGUGUGGAGUUGAUGAAGAAGUACGACAUCAAUGUCAAGCAGUUCCAGCGAAAACGAGAGGACCUGGUGAAAGCCCAGACUCUCUUCAACCUGCCUAUCCAGACCUACCCGGAGCUUCUGCAGUUGGAGAAGGACCUCCGACUCCUUCAGCAGAUUUACAAGGUCUACAUCGAUCAUGCGGCCAUGGUCAACGAGUACAGCAACGCCUUCUGGACGAAGUUCGACAUCAACGCGCUGACGAAGAGCGCCGAGGAGUUCGACAAGCUCGUCCGGCGAAUGCCCAAAGAGCAGAAGGAACUCGGAGAGCUGCAGACCUUCCAAAAGCUCGAGGAGGUCGUCACUUCCUUCAAGGCAGGAGUGCCCCUGAUCCAGCAGCUGAAGAGCGAUGCCAUCCGCAAGGUCCACUGGGAGGAGCUGAUGCAGCUCGCCGGCGUCGAGACGGAAGAUUUCGACAUUAAGAAGAUGACCUUAAACUCCGUCUUCGCAAUGCAGCUGCACCGCUACCCCGACGAGGUAAACGAGCUGGUGGUGACGGCUCAGAACGAGCUCAAGAUUGAAAGCGAGCUUGCGAAGAUUGACAGCACAUGGCGCAACAUGCCUCUGGGCCUGAAAGCCUACAAGGGCGAGCCCAACAACCCACGUGGCUACGUACUUCUCCCGAAUGAGGAGAUGAAGCAGACCUUGGACGACCAUGUCCUCACGCUCCAGUCCAUGAGCUCCUCGAAGUAUGCCGCGAAGCUCUUAGAUACCAUCAAGCGCUGGGAGAAGAACCUCUCGGUGGUCAGUGAAGUCUUCGAUGCCUGGAUGGUGCUUCAGAGGAAGUGGAUGUACUUGGAGAGCAUCUUCCUGGACUCAGAGGACAUUAGCAUGCAACUGCCGGAGCAGGCGAAGCAGUUUGUGCGCUGUCACAAAGCCUACACCAAGAUCAUGUAUGCCACGCAGGCCUCACCACAGGUGCUGUCGGCCUGUUGCCAGGACGGUCGACUGGAGGAGUUCAAGGGCCUAACCUCGGAGUUCGACCGGAUCCAGAAGUCUUUGACCGACUACCUGGACACGAAGCGCUCCGCCUUCCCGCGUUUCUACCUGAUCUCCGAUGACGAGCUCCUGAGCAUCUUGGGGACCAGCGAUGCACAGGCGGUGCAGCCUCACAUGUUGAAGCUCUUCGACAACUGCAAGACCCUGGAGUUCAGUCGCGGCAAGACAGUGGUGGGCAUGUACUCGGACGAGGGCGAGCAUUUCCGCUUCCACCAAGCUCAGAAGGCCGAAGGAGCCGUGGAAGAUUGGAUGCUCACGGUGGAUGAGCAGAUGCAAGAUACCUUGCAGCGGAUCUCCAAGACCGCGGUCUAUCACUACGCCUCCCAGGAGAGGAUGGAGUGGGUGCAAAACUAUAUCGGCAUGGUAGCCAUUCUUGGAACCCAGAUUUGGUGGACCUGGCAGGUCGAGGACGCCUUCCGGAAAGUAGCAGAAGGAGACAAGAACGCCAUGAAGAACGAGCUGAAGAAGGAGAACACCCAAGUUCAGGACCUCGUUGCCUUCGUGCGUUCGCCCAUCAACAAGCUUCAGCGCAAGAAAGUCAACACCUUGAUUAUCUUGGAUGUCCAUGCCCGGGACAUUGUGGACCGCUUCGUUCGCGACAGCAUCCUCAGCAAAGAGGAGUUCGCCUGGGAGUCGCAGCUCCGGUUCUACUGGGACAGGAAGAUGGAUGACGUGGCGAUUCGCCAGUGUACGGGGCAGUUGAAGUAUUGCUACGAGUAUCAGGGGCUCAACGGCCGUCUGGUCAUCACUCCGCUGACGGACAGAUGCGUCAUGACUCUGACCACAGCACUGACCUUCAACAUGGGCGGUGCACCGGCUGGCCCGGCGGGUACCGGCAAAACCGAGACCGUCAAGGACCUGGCCAAGUCUUUGGCCAUCUCCUGCGUGGUGACGAAUUGUGGAGACGGUCUGGACUUCCGGGCGAUGGGAGUGAUCUUCAGCGGCCUUUCAGAGACAGGCUUCUGGGGAUGCUUCGAUGAGUUCAAUCGAAUCAACGUCGAGGUCUUGUCCGUCGUGGCCGCGCAGAUCAAGACCAUCCAGAAUGGCUUGAAUGGUGGCAAGAAGACUGUCGAGAUGCUUGGUCGUGAUGUGGCCCUAAAGACCACGAUCGGUUACUUCAUCACCAUGAAUCCCGGCUACGCGGGUCGAUCUGAGCUGCCGGACAACCUGAAGGCCCUCUUCCGUCCGGUGACCAUGAUCGUGCCGGACCUUCUCAUGAUCUGCGAGAACAUGCUCAUGUCCGAGGGAUUCAACAUGGCGAAGGUGCUGGCCAAGAAGAUGACCGUGCUCUACGCGCUCUCCCAGGGCCAGCUGUCGAAGCAGUACCACUACGACUCCUGGGACUUCAAGCUCCGAGCCCUGAAAUCCGUGCUGGUCAUGGCCGGCGACCUCAAACGCGCGGCCGGCGAUCUGCCGGAAGACAAGGUGCUGAUGCGAGCUCUCCGAGACAUGAACAUGCCAAAGUUCGUGAAGCAGGAUGUUCCGCUAUUCCAGGGCCUCUUGAACGACCUCUUCCCGGGCCUGAAGGUGCCGCGUGAGGGAAACCCUGGUCUGAAAGAUGCGAUCAUGAAGUAUUUCGAUGACAACCAGAUGCAUUCGAAGUACGAGGAUAUCUACCAGCUGCAGGUGGACAAGGUGAUGCAGCUCUACGAGACGAUGCUCACUCGCCACUCCACCAUGAUCGUGGGGCCCACGGGUGGGGGGAAGUCUGUGGUUCUGAACUGCCUUGCGGAGGCGCAGAAGACGGCUCUCGGCCUGCCAACCACGCUUCUGCCGCUGAAUCCAAAGGCCAUCACCACGGAGGAACUCUACGGCGUCCUCGAUCCCCAGACGAGAGACUGGACGGACGGGCUGCUGUCCAAGAUCUUCCGUGAGAUGAACCAGCCACAUCCCGCAGACAAGCCUUGCAGGAGAUACAUCCUCUACGACGGCGAUGUCGAUGCCAUCUGGAUUGAGAACAUGAACUCCGUCAUGGAUGACAACAAGCUCCUGACCCUGACCAACGGAGAGCGUAUCAGGCUCGAGAAGCAUUGCGCCAUGCUUUUCGAGGUUUUCGACCUUCAGUACGCCUCGCCCGCCACGGUCAGUCGAUGUGGCAUGCUCUACGUAGACGACAAGAACCUUGGCCCUGGCCCGUACUACGACCGGUGGCAGCGACUGAAGCAGACAGAGAAGCUCCGUGAGUCCUUGGAGGAUUUGUAUGAGAAGUAUGUUCCGCACUUGAUCUCUUUCAUCUUCGACGGCCGACAGGGCGAUCAGAUCGGGUCACCCCUCACGGGCUUCAUCCACCGCUCGGGCAUGGGCAUGGACUCCGUGGUGCAGUUCACUCGCCUCUUCGACUCCAUUUUCGACGAGGGAACGACGCCCAUCGACUUAGUGGAGAACAUUUACAUCUUCUGCUUGACCUGGUCUCUGGGCGGUCAUCUCGACGAGAAAGGCCGUGUGGAGUUCAACGACUUCAUCAACAAGCUGGCCCAGAAAGUUCUCCCAAAGCAGUCCCUCUUCGACUCCUACUUCGACUUGGAGCAAGGGCGCUGGACAUCCUGGGAGGAUUUGAUGGAGGCUUUCGCCCCACCUCCGGGCAUCGACUUCAACAAGAUCUUCGUGCCCACCAUCGACACCACGCGCUACUCCUACCUGGUGAAGCAGUUCCUGAGCAUGAACCAGCCGGUGCUCUUCAUCGGCGAAAGUGGGACUGCCAAGUCUGUCACCAUGCAGAACACCUUGGAGAGCUACAGCUCGGAUGCCUCGGUGAUCUUGAACAUCAACUACUCCUCUCGUACCAGCAGCUUGGAUUUCCAGAGAACCAUGGAGGACAACAUCUCGAAGCGUACUGGCCGAAUCUUCGGACCAGAGCAAGGAAAGAAGCUGCGCAUCUUCAUCGACGACUUGUCAAUGCCAAAGAUCGACCUCUACGGCACCCAGCAGCCUUUGGCAUUGCUGAAAUUCCUCAUGGAGCGCAUGUUCAUGUACGAGCGCGGCGGCGACUUGGAUAAGAUCAUCAUCCAGGACUGCCAGUUCGUGUCCGGUAUGCAGCCUCCGGGUGCGGGACGCAACACCAUCGAUCCCCGCGUGGUGUCUCUGUAUGCCUGCAUCGGAAUUACCUUCCCGGCCGGCGAUACCGUGGAACGAAUCUACUCGUCCAUCCUCAAGAACAGCUUCCUCGGCUUCGACAACGCAGUGCAGGAGGCCAGCUUGCUCUUGCCUCAGGUCACGAUGAGCCUCCACCAGGCGGUUUUGGACAACUUGCCACCCACACCCACGAAGUUUCACUACAUCUUCUCACUGCGCGACCUGAGCCGUGUCUUCCAAGGCAUCUGUCAGGCUGACCCGCAGGUGGUGAACAGCGCAUCUUUGCUGAUCAGGCUGUGGCGGAACGAGUGCACACGUGUCUAUGAGGACCGCUUCAACGAAGAUUCGGACAAGGCCUUCUUGAGUGAGAAGCAGCUGCACAAUAUCAUCAAGACGCAGUUCCAGAAGAGCUCAGAUGCCGCGCUCCAGGAUCCUCUCGUCUGGGGCGACUUCCGGGAUGCUUUGGACAUCCUCGUCAAGAGCGACACGCCCUACUCUGCACCACGGGUCUACGAGGACCUGGGCAGCUGGGAGUCCAUUCGUCCCAUCUUUGACGGCAUUUUGGAGCUUUACAACGGUGACAAUAGUCCCAUGAACCUGGUUCUCUUCAACGAUGCCUUGGCACACCUCGUCCGGCUGCACCGCAUCAUCCGCCUCACCCGCGGUAUGGCCCUGCUGAUUGGCGUCGGCGGCAGCGGAAAGCAGUCGCUGACGCGGCUGGCGACCUUCGCGGCGGGCUACAAGCUCUAUGAGAUCACGCUGUCCCGAGGUUACGGUGACGAUCAGCUCCGUGAGGACCUGAAGGCCUUGUACACCAUGACCAUAAAGCAGCCCAUCAGCUUCCUUUUCACGGAUGCCCAUGUUGUGGAAGAAGGAUUCCUGGAGUACAUCAACAACAUUCUGACUGUAGGCAUGGUGCCAGCACUCUUCGGAGACGAUGAGAAGGAGCCUUUGGUUGGUGCCAUCCGGGCGAGGGCGCGUGGUGAAGGUGUGUCGGAAGCAGGCAUGUGGGCCUACGCUUGUGGAGUCAUUCGCGACAACCUCCACCUGGUGCUCGCGAUGUCUCCGGCAGGUUCUCAACUACGCACUCGAUGCCGGAACUUCCCCGGCCUCGUUGCUGGCUGCACCAUCGACUGGUUCUUCUCCUGGCCGCAACAGGCACUUCUGGCGGUGGCGGAGCAUUUCCUCGCUGCUGUCACGGGCAUCGACGACUUCAGGACGUCCAUCACAGACAGCAUGAGCUAUGUCCACCUGUCGGUGACGCAGGAAUACUCGCCGCAGUUCGAGGUGAAAUACAAGCGGCGGAACUUUGCCACCCCUAAGAACUACCUCGACUUCCUUGCUAAUUACAUGAAGUUCCUUGAUCUGAAUCGCAACAACCUGGAUCAGAUGUCCGGCCGCUUGGGUGGCGGUCUCGACAAGCUGGUGCAAGCAGCCGUCCAGGUGACUGAGAUGUCGAAGGAGCUCGAGGAGAAGAAAGCCAUCGUGGAUGAGAACGCGAUCAAAGUUCGAGAGCUCAUUGACAUCAUCAACGAGAAGACCGAGGCGGUGACAAACCGGAAAGAAGAGGCCAGUGCAGCCGCAGAGCAGAUCGAGAAAGACUCCGUCAUCAUCGAGAAGGAGAAGGCGGAUGCCGACGAAGCGCUGCAGGCAGCUCUGCCGGCCUUGGAAGCGGCCGCCAAGGCCUUGGAGGAGUUGGACAAGAAGGACAUCUCUGAGAUCAAGGCCAUGGCCACGCCGCCCCAGCCCGUGAUGAUCGUCUGCAUGUGCGUUUGCAUCCUGCGGCCCUUGGGCAAGGAGGAUGAAAGCCAGGGCUGGAUCGGAGCGAAGGCCAUGCUGUCGGAUGUGGGUCUCCUGAGGGCGCUGCAGGAGUAUAAGAAGGACGAGAUGAAGGAGAAGCAGAUCAAGCGGAUCCGAGACUACCUUGGCAAGGAGAAGGAGGUCUUCGAGGGCGAGAAGAUGAAGUCCGUCUCCAGGGCCGGCUACGGCCUGCUGCAGUGGGUCCUGGCGAUGGUGAAGUACUACGAGGUGGCUCGUGGGGUGGCGCCCAAGAGGGAGCUGGUGAACAAGCUCCAGCAGAAGAAGGAGGAGGCCGAAGAGAAUCUCAAGAACAUCAAUAAGGAGCUUAAGGAGUUGGCCGAGAACCUGGAGAUUGUCACCCAAGAAAGGCAGGUGCAGAGCGACAAGUUGAAGCAGCUCAAAGAGGAUGCAGACACCAUGACCAGGCGACUGAAUGCCGCCUCCCAGCUUAUCGAGGGCCUGGGCUCUGAGCGAAAGCGUUGGACCGAAGACUUGCAGAAGAUGGGUGAGGUGAAGAAGAGGCUUGUCGGUGACUGUUUGCUCAAUGCCGCCUUCGUGAGCUAUGCCGGGCCGUUUAACCACGAGUUCCGGAAGGAGAUGGUCUACGUUGACUGGCAGAAUCGCAUCCAGAGCAAGUCCAUCGAUAAGACGGAAGAGUUCAAGAUCGAGACCUUGCUGACCUCGGACGUGGAGGUGGCAGCCUGGUCGGGACAUGGCCUUCCCACCGACGAGCUUUGCGUUCAGAACGGCAUCCUGGUCACCCGGUCCUCCCGGUGGCCUUUGUGUGUGGACCCGCAGAUGCAGAUCGUCACAUGGCUCAAGAAGAAGGAGGAGAAGGUCGGGCUCACGGUGAAGACGUUCAACGAUGAGUAUGUCAAGUUCCUGGAGCUGGCUAUACAGUACGGUAAGCCCUUCCUCUUCGAAAACCUGGAUGAAGAGCUGGAUCCCAUGGUGGAUCCUGUGCUGGAGAAGAAGAUCGUCCUAGUGAAUGGACAGAAGAUGAUUACUCUGGGUGACAACCAGUUGGAGUGGAAUGACAGCUUCAUGCUUUACAUGACCACGAAGCUGAGCAAUCCGAAGUAUACGCCUGAGGUGAUGGGCAAAGCCUCGAUUGUGAACUGCGUGAUCACUCUCGAAGGUCUUGCAGCGCAGCUGCUGAAUGUGGUGGUGGGCUUCGAGCGACCAGACCUGGAGGAGAUGCGCCAGAAGCUGGUUCAACAGAUGUCCGACAACCGGCAGGUCAUCAAGAGCCUUGAGGACACCCUACUUCGGGAAUUGGCCGCCUCGAAGGGCAGUAUCCUCGACAACGACGAGUUGAUCCAGACGCUGAACAACGCAAAAGCCAAGUCCAUCGAGAUCGGCGAGUCACUGGAAACUGCUGCCAAGACUGCGGAGGAGAUCGAGAAGACUCGAGGGCUCUACGUGAGUGUUGCAAAGAGGGGCUCCAUCCUCUACUUUGCCAUGUCUGGCAUGGUCGCCAUCAGCGAGAUGUACGAAUACUCCUUGAGCAGCUACUUGGGUGUUUUCGACACUGCGCUCCGCGACGCCAAGCCUGACAAGAUCGUGGACAACCGUCUCAAGAAUCUCCGCGAGAAGAUGACACAGACCAUGUACGACUACACCUGCAUGGGCGUCUUCGAAAAGCAUAAGUUGCUCUUCAGCUUCCAGAUGACGUCCAUGAUCUUGGACGGCGACAAUGACCUCGACAAGAGGGAGUUCGACUUCUACAUGAAAGGCAACCCUUCUCUGGAGAAGCCCAAAGAGCCGAGCCCCUAUCCUUGGCUCUCGGAGUCUGGUUGGAAGGACCUGCAACUCCUGAAGACCUUUGACGACAGCAUCAAGGACAUCUGCGAGGACGUGAAGAAGUAUGGCGAUGAUUGGUACAACUGGUACGAGUCCGAGACCCCGGAGUCGAUAGACAUGCCUUGUGGCUAUAAGGAGAAGGUCGAUUUGUUCAAGCAAGUGCUCAUCAUCCGCAGCAUCAGGCCGGACCGGAUGAUCACAGCCACCAAGGGCUUCAUCGCCUACAAGCUGAGCGACUACUAUGUGCAGCCGCCCUCUUUGGUCUACGACAAAAUCUUCGAGAAAUCCAACGAGUUCAUGCCGAUUGUGUUUAUUCUUUCCCCUGGGGCCGACCCGCAAAGCGACGUGGCCAAGCUGGGCGAUCAGCUCGGCUUCUCGGGAAGCAAGUUCAAGUUCGUGUCCCUGGGUCAGGGUAUGGGAGGAGUGGCCCAGCAGACCAUCGAAACUGGCUACCAGCGAGGUCAUUGGGUCAUGUUACAAAAUUGUCACCUCUUAGCUUCCUGGCUUCGUACCUUGGAGAAGAUCCUUGAGCAGAUGCACAAGCCACACAAGGAUUUCCGGCUUUGGCUAACCACCAUGCCGACGAGUGCUUUCCCCAUGGGCAUCCUGCAGAGAUCGCUGAAGGUGGUGACCGAGCCGCCUGAGGGGCUGAAGUUGAACAUCAAACAGUCCUAUGCCAAGAUCUCGGAUGGGGAUCUUGAUGCCUGCUCUCACGAGCGGUUCCGCCCGCUGAUGUAUGUGCUUGCCUUUUUCCACGCCGUGGUGCAGGACCGGCGAAAGUUCGGCCGAAUUGGCUGGAAUGUCGCAUACGACUUCAACGAGUCUGAUUUCAAGGUUUCGGCAAAACUGCUGAACCUUUACCUGCAAAAGAGCUUUGACAAGGGAGAAGUCCUGCCUUGGGAAACCUUGCGAUACCUCAUUGGCGAAGCCAUGUACGGGGGUCGCGUAACAGACAACUACGACAGGCGUGUCCUCACAACCUACCUGGAGGAGUACAUGGGUGACUUCCUCUUCGACGAGAACGUGAAGUUCUUCUUUAGCCGCUCUGGUUUCGAUUACGACUGCCCUCUGCAGGGCAACGUGGCCUCCUACCAGCAAGUGAUCCUCACGCUCCCGAUCAAUCAGUCGCCCUCCGUCUUCGGGCUGCACCCGAACGCUGAGAUCAACUACUUCAUGAACUCAGCCAAGGAGGUUUACUCUGGGCUGAUGGCAAUGCAGACAGGCGGAGGUGGUGACUCGGGAGGUAUGAGCCGGGAUGAGAUCAUUGACAAGACAGCCUCCGAUAUCCAGUCCAACAUUCCGAAGGAUGAGCUCAAGUUCCUCAAGGAUGGAGUUCCGACACCUCUCGAAGUUGUACUCAUGCAGGAGAUUGAGCGCUAUGAAGCCCUGGUGAAGCGCAUGGUCGGCAAUCUUGCAGACCUGAAGCGCGCGAUCAAGGGCGAGAUUGGCAUGAGUCAGUCCCUGGAUGAGCUUGGCACCUCCAUGUUCAAUGGGCAGGUGCCCGGUGGGUGGAUGAAGAUCGCGCCGCAAACGGAGAAGCCUCUGGGCAGUUGGAUGGAGCAUUUCGUCCGUCGCAACACGCAGUACUCGGACUGGUGCAGUAAGGGUGACCCAGCGGUCUUCUGGCUCAGCGGUUUCCACAUCCCCGAGAGUCUGCUCAGUGCGCUCGUUCAGGCUUCCUGCCGUCGCCGCGGGUGGGCACUCGACAAGUCGACGCUGUACACGAAGGUCACAAAAUACAGCGAUCGAAGUCAGGUGCCCGAGAGGCUGAUGGACGGAACCUACGUCGAGGGACUGUACCUUGAGGGUGCCAGAUGGGACCUGGAUGCAGGCUGCCUGGCGCGACAGCUGCCAAAGCAGCUCAUUCAGCUCAUGCCCAUCAUCGAGGUAAUUCCGGUGGAGGCAAACCGGCUGAAGCUCCGAGAUGAGCUUCCGACACCGGUCUACAUCACUCAGUUGCGCCGGAACGCCAUGGGAGUGGGCUUGGUCUUUGAGGCGAACCUCCACACGAAGGAGCAUCCCAGCAUCUGGGUCUUACAAGGUGACAAGACCUACAACCUGCAUCAUUGUUGGGAAGAGUGCGAUCGAGACAGCCGCUGUCACUUCUGGGACUACGGCCUCGGUUCCUGCUCACUGCGUGCAGAUGCAG